Messenger RNA from Physcomitrium patens, 1790 nucleotides. RefSeq lists its product as uncharacterized. The record is from RefSeq and is a predicted model, not a curated record. Lineage: Eukaryota; Viridiplantae; Streptophyta; Bryopsida; Funariales; Funariaceae.
CUAGGGUUUCUUUGGUUCUUUAUACAUCUUAGGAGGUCUGUUAUUCUAGAAGGGGGUCAUUGUUUAGGAUCCGGAGCACAGGCCUGAAGUUGAUGAGAUCAGGCCUUUUGUGGAGACGGAGCUUUGAAACUUGAGUAUUACCCCCCAAGUGUUAAUUAGAAUGAAUUCAGUAAACUAAUGUGCCACCCCACUGGUGUUGAUGCAUGAGAUUUUGUGAAAUGGUGCUUAUGGUGUGAUUUGUUCACAGAGCACGACAAAGCAGAGAUUUUCGAACUUGGAGAAGAGUCGAUGUGCGGACGAGGAGGAGAUGGUGUAGUGAUCCAGCAAACAGGCUAGUUCUUGACGGUGCUGCUAGAUUUGUAGGAAACGAGGGAGAGUACAAAGGGAUUUGAAAUCGCGAGCAUAGGAGCAAAGAUAUGGGUACUCUCGUAGGCCACAUCGCGCCUUCUAUAGUGCUCGUCGCAGUUGGAUUGUGGCAUCUGCUGUCAGUUUUCUCAAACUAUGUCAAGUCGCCGCGGGAGUACGUCGCCAGAGCGUGGUAUCCCGCGAACUGGCUGCCCAAUCGGGGAAAGUAUAUUGAGCUUUACCUCAUGGUGGUAUUAAUUCCCGUAGCAAUCUUCUACGAGCUGGGCGUGUCCACCAACUUUCAUGCCAUUGAAGAUGGGAUGAUCCUUAAGAACAGAGUUACCAGCUUCGAGCACUCCACUACGCUGCUUAUGUUCUGGAUGUACGCCGUGAUUGUGUUGCUUAGCGAGACCACGAAUGCGUUGCCACUGCCUACGGAUGCGUCCUUCCUAUUUGCCAGCAUAUCCUUCGGCUUGGAGUGGCUCUCGGUCACUCACGAAUCGGCGAGGAACCAAGGGUUGGAGAGUCAGUGCAACUUACUGCUCGCCUACAUUGCGGGCUUGUGUGCCGUCACCUCAGGUCUUCUCGCACUCCGACCCAAGCUCUUCCUUGUGGACGUGGUGCUCUGCAUGGGAAUCAUCCUCCAAGGCACCUGGCUGUUCCAAAUUGGCCUCUAUCUCUAUGUAGAAGACUACAUCCCUCAGGGAUGCCACUACCGCCUUGACCUCCCAACUGGAAUCGACGGAUCCACCGUAUGCGACGUUGAAGUGUCGCGGAUUCGAGCAGUAGCGCUCAUGAACCUGGCAUUCAACUUCCAUGUUAUCAUGGUGGUCUGCUUCUCCGUGUUGAUGUUCGCGUUGGUUGCCAAAGUGCAUGGUCCCCGGCGCGCUGGACCGGCCUACGAGCCCAUCACUGUCUCUCGAGACGCCAUCUCCGAUGCCGACAUCAGUGUGCAGAUGAAGCCCCUGCAACCGUAAUCCCAGACUGAAGAAGAAGAAGAUGAGUUGAAUAUGUUGUUGAUUUUCUACCGUCUUGUUGUAUUUGUAUAAAGAUCGAACCACACACUGGGAUGUCCUUCCACGAAGUGAGUUAGUGGAUCUCUCCUAUUUUUCCUUGAGUACUGAUGAUUCAUUCCGUUGGAGCUCAUCAACAUAGAGCUGAGAUUUGUGUAAGCGGAGUUUGUCAUCUCCAUCUCAAUCAAUCAUCAAUGUCUAGUACCUUUUUACUCCGUUCUGGUCGCUAAAUGUGAUCCGCGUUUCGUGCAGCGUUUUGGAUGUGUUAAAGUGGGUGGAAGUUGUUUGAGCGGGAGUGUGGCUUCAUGUUGAGUUUCGAUCUCAGCUUUAUGUAGUGUGAAGUGUUAGUUUUGUUUUCGUAGGGUGGAGAGAAAAAAUUUGGUGGAUAUUUUCAUUCACUUAAUGGAGGAAUGUUCCAAUGGGGAAAGUGGA